AUUUGUUAACUUUCCCGUUUACAACAAAACUGAUCUUGUCAUUUAGUAGGAGACACAACAGAUUCCUUUUUACCACUUCUCUUCCCCGAGCUUUACUCUCCAUGGCCAAUUGUCCUCCCCUGCAGCCACCCACUCCAUUCGUACGGAGAGACCAGAACCACAAAACAAAUUCCGUAUCCCCCUUUCUGCUCCCGAGCUUGCUCUCCAUGCCCACGAAUUAUCACCCUCACCAGCUACAUUUUCAACUGCGUAUUCGUUUAGUCAGCAGCAAUGGAUUUUCUUCACCUUCUCCUCCUCUCGCUUCUCGCCGUCUCCACUUGCUUCCUCCUGAAAUUCGCCCACUCCGUCAUCUGGGUUCCCUUCGCGAUCCAGCGCCACUUCAAAAACCAAGGAAUUUACGGCCCCGGUUACCGUCCGAUCGCCGGGAAUUCGGCCGAGAUCCGCAGCCUCUUUGCCCGAGCAGCUCGGUCAAAGCCCAAGUCAACGCCGGCGGCGGCGGCGGCGGCAGCAGGAUUCUUCCACCACCGCGACGUCGUCGCCAGGGUGUCCCCAUUCUACCACGAGUGGUCGCGCGCGUACGGGAAAAGUUUUCUGUACUGGUUUGGGCUCAGGCCCAGAUUGGCCGUGACGAGCCCGGAAGUGAUCAAGGAGGUGCUGUUGAACACGGGCGGGUCGUUUGGGAAGGUCCGGUUGAACCCGCUGUCCAAGCUGCUGUUCGGCGAGGGGCUUAUUGGGCUCGCGGGUGAUAAAUGGGCCCUUCAUAGACGGAUCACAAACCAGGCCUUCAACAUGGAGAGAGUUAAGGAAUGGGUGCCGGAGAUUGCGUCCAGCGCCGGGAAAGUGCUGGAGAAAUGGGAAUUCAUAAGAGGAGAAAGGGAAGAGUUCGAGAUCGACGUCCACAAAGAAGCCCACAACCUGUCGGCCGAUAUCAUCUCAAGAACUGCCUUCGGUAGCAGCUUCGAAGAAGGGAGACGGAUCUUCGUCCUCCAGGAUCAGCAACUGGAUCUCGUCUCUCUCGCCCUGAGAAGCGUCUACGUCCCAGGGUUCAGGUUCCUGCCCACGAGGAAGAACAGGGAGAGGUGGAGAUUGGAGAAGGAGACUCGGGAUUCAAUUAGGGUUUUGAUUUGGGGGAACGGCAGGGGAUUGGGGGAUUCCAGAAAUCUGCUGACUUUGCUGACGUCUUCGCACAGGAAUCAGGACGAUGUGAUAGACGAAUGCAAGACGUUUUACUUUGCGGGGAAAGAAACGACUGCUAAUCUCUUGACUUUUGCUCUGCUCCUGUUGGCGAAUCAUCAGGAAUGGCAGGAGAAGGCUCGGGAGGAAUUGAUUCGUGUAUGUGGAAGAAGAGACCAACCUCUCGUUGCAGAGAAUCUGAGGGAGCUUAAGAUUUUGAGUUUGAUAAUCAACGAAACUCUAAGAAUGUACCCUCCAGCAGUGAUGAUAAUGAGGGAGGCCACCAAGAGAGUGAAGCUGGGCAGCCUGGAAGUUCCUGCAGGAACACAACUCUACGUCCCUGUGAUAGCCAUUCACUACGACUCUGAAAUAUGGGGUGGAGAUGCUCAUGAGUUCAAUCCUUCACGGUUCGAGGAGCCUCGAAAGCAUAUGGCUUCGUUCUUCCCCUUUGGAAUCGGUCCCAGGAACUGUGUGGGUCAGAAUUUGGCCGUCGUUGAAGCCAAGAUAGUGUUGGCUACCAUCAUCAGGAGCUACUCUUUCGUAUUGUCCCCAACUUAUGUUCAUGCCCCUAUGGUUUUGAUCAGCUUGCAGCCUCGGUAUGGAGCUCAGAUUGUGUUUAGAAAGAUUUCUGGAAAUGGAGACUCGUAGGCGCCGUGUUGUUAGAGAUGGUUGCUUGAUCAUGAGACUAGUGUACGAUUGCAAUUUUGUAUGAUUGUUUGUAUUGUGGAAUAUCUAAAUGGUCAGAAUCUGUACAUUGAACUCGUCAACACCUUCAUCAUUCAUGUUCAAAAUUUGUGGAUUCCUCUGUGAGGUCACACCCUAUGGCUGGCGGCCUUCAUCAGUCGACAGUCAUGUUCAAAUUUGUGGAUUCCUCAAUGAGGUCACAUCCUAUGGCUAGGCGGCCAGCGCGGAAUCAACAGCUAGCUUGUUCAACAAUCUCAUAAUCCUCCAUUUUUGUUGUUGUUUGAAGUUGUUAUCAAUUCUUUCUUUGUAUAGAUACCAUAAAGGCAUAAACCUUUCCAAGAGUACACUUUGAACAUAUAGUGUAUCCAAUAUGCGC
This is a messenger RNA of Linum tenue, 2233 nucleotides long. NCBI's taxonomy places the organism in Eukaryota, Viridiplantae, Streptophyta, Magnoliopsida, Malpighiales, Linaceae. The record is from the annotation of a GenBank genome assembly.